Alternaria rosae is the source of this 1176-nucleotide messenger RNA. RefSeq lists its product as uncharacterized. The record is from RefSeq and is a predicted model, not a curated record. The coding region runs from base 1 to 768 and encodes 255 amino acids. The transcript has a single exon. Lineage: Eukaryota; Fungi; Ascomycota; Dothideomycetes; Pleosporales; Pleosporaceae.
AUGUUACGAAAGUUCUCAGCCAAGAUCGCAGCUCAUCGCUCAGCUGAGUCACCGAAGACCAGUCCGCAAACCUCGUAUCAACCCUCUCACUACUCAACUCCAGCGCGAAAUCCGUCCAUCUACGGCUCUCGAUACUCGGAACUAACGCCACCGGAAUCUCCUCACACGCCACGCUCCUUCGACAGAGCAUCACACUCUGCUACCGGCACACCACGCGCGUCCGAUGGCACACCCUGCUCCACAGCCCAUACACCACACUCUUCCUCGCAACCUCCCAGAUCCCUCAACGAGACACCACGCUCCUCUACUUCAGCACCUCGUCCCACUGUAAAACACCACCUCAGCCCACCCCCACCAAACAUCUCUUACGACGAAGCCGCAUGGGCCAAACACGACUACCUCCUCUACUCUGUCUCAACCCGCGCCUUGAACCUUCACCGAACGGCCCUCGAUAUAGAAGCCCGAUGGCGAGCCGCCGAAGCCGCUACACCCCCCUCGAAACAAUAUACCAUCGGUCGCGCAGCACACAUUCCCACACUAGUAGAAGUUCAUCAGUUGUUAGCGCGGAUCAAUACACUGAAGAGAGAAGAGCGACGAUGGAGGAAAGACUGGCACCCAAGGAGUCCCAUGCUAAGGUAUCCGGCUUGGGGCAAUGUGUAUGGUGAGGCCAUGGGUGUGAGUGCGGGGGAGGGAGAGGCGCCGUGGGAUGUGGUUCAGAAGCUGGAUGCUACGGUUGAGGGGUUGUUGGACAGGCUCAAGGAGAUAUGACGGUUUUUGUUCCUAUUUAAAUAUAGUGUGUGCUUCAUUGGAAAGCAUAUUCUAGUAAAACAAUUCCGCACUGGUGUCAAAUGCUUCCUGCAACAUCUGAUGUAGCUCUAUCACGCCCCCCCAUCGGGGAUAUGGGUUGCUCAUAUUUCAUUAGUCCCAACGCCUCUGCGUAUUUUGACUGUGCCGCUGGUUUAGUGUCCCAGGGAUGUUCUGGUCGCGCGGCUUUUCCUUCAUCAUUGCGGGCCCAGUCGUAGAGCUCCCAGGUCCGCUCACAAAGAACAGCAUUUUUGCUAAGAGUUCUCCGCUUUGCUCUGAUACUGGCUCGCUCUUCGCGAUCGUUACUGUACUGGAGGCUUCGAUUAAGGCGCUGGUGGAUGGAUUCGACUCGAGACGAUAUCUCGCGCGCUA